CGAUCACCUCCCCGCGCGACUCUUCAGCCGACCAGUUGAGUAUAAGAGAGAUAGAAGGUUCUCUCGUCUUUCUCACUCUCUAUCCGCCGCUUCCCUUCAUCAUGGGGCAUUUCUGAACGCCGUCGUCCACCAUGGUUAAACUACGAAGCAUUCGGAAGCGGGCUUCGAAUAGCCCACGAUCAAGACGUCAACAGCGGGCCCAUCGUAAAGAUAACUUAUUCUUUAAGUGCUUUGAGUAUUGUCAGGAGUGUGACGCAGAUAUUUUCAUUAUGAUUCGGCUCAGGCACAAUGGCCAGAUCCAAUUCUUUAACUCCAACGACCAAUAGCCCCCAUCCCUCGAGGAGCUGGUGGAUUCGUCUCCUUAUGACCGUGCUCUUU
This is a messenger RNA of Aspergillus pseudonomiae, 378 nucleotides long. RefSeq lists its product as uncharacterized. Gene Ontology annotation, molecular function: protein dimerization activity; DNA binding. The record is from RefSeq and is a predicted model, not a curated record. The coding region runs from base 132 to 326 and encodes 64 amino acids. The transcript has a single exon. NCBI's taxonomy places the organism in Eukaryota, Fungi, Ascomycota, Eurotiomycetes, Eurotiales, Aspergillaceae.